Molecule: messenger RNA, 1010 nt
Organism: Prosopis cineraria
Lineage: Eukaryota; Viridiplantae; Streptophyta; Magnoliopsida; Fabales; Fabaceae
Exons: 3
Coding region: 109-858 (249 amino acids)
Molecular function (GO): metal ion binding
Source: RefSeq, a predicted model, not a curated record
ACAUUCUUCGCUUCCUUCCACUCCAUCACUGUUAUUAUCACUUUUAAUUUCUUUUUCCAUCAUUUUCAUCUCUCUCAUAUCUGAGCUCGAUUUCCUCAUCGUUCAGCCAUGACUAAAAAGGUGACAAUAAUGAAGCUCGAGGUUGAUCUCCAGUGUGUGAAAUGCUACAAGAAGGUCAAGAAUGUUCUCUGUAAAUUCCCACAAAUUCAAGACCAGGUUUUCGAUGAGAAGCAGAACAUUGUGACGAUUAAAGUGGUGUGCUGUAACCCGGAGAAGAUUAGGGAUCAGCUUUGCUGUAAAGGAUGUGGCGUCAUCAAGAGCAUCGAAAUUGUCGAAUUGUCAAAGCCUAAAACGACGCAGCAGCCUCCAAACAAACAGCAGCCGCCGAAGCAGCAUCCAAACAAACAGCAGCCGGCGCAGACUCCAACCACAGAUCCGCCGCAGCAGCAGCCUCCAGCCACAGAUCCGCCGCAGCAGCAGCCUCCAAGUGGAACGUGUUGUGUUCCGUGCGAUGAAGGCCGGUGCGAUGGGCCAUGCUUUAAGCCGGAGUCACCGAUUCCACAUAGAACGUGUUGUGAUCCGUGCCAUGAAGGCCGACGAUGUGGGCCAUGCUUUCAGUGUUGUGGUCCGCCCGAGUCGGUACCACCGAUAACGGGUAAAACGUGUUGUGCUUCAUGCAAUGAUCCCCGGCCUGGUGGGCCAUGCUUUGAGGAUUAUUGUAGGCCUCCACCAUGUUAUGGAGGGUUUUGUUAUGCUAUACCUGUUUAUGAUAGCUAUGGUGGAGGACAACCUUGCUACGUGAGCCGUUGUGGUCAAUACGUCAACGAAGAUAACGUCAUAGGGUGCGCAAUAAUGUGAGCUUAAGGCUCAUUAUUGAUGGGGCAUUGUAUGGAGAAUAAUGAAUAAUGAUAUAUUGCUAUAUAGAGUUAUAAAUGGGUGUUUUCUUUGUUUAAUCAAAUCUAUAGUUCUUGUAUGGAUCCUCGUAUGAGUCUAAUCAAAUUUAUGUUAUU